AUGGCUCGGGGACACCAUCCUUCUACACCGGAGACAGUGGCUCUGCCUAAAGUCGAAUUCGAAAUCAUACUCGAUGAAAAAUCUAAACAACCAAGUGGCAGUUUUUCCAAACAGGCUAUAUCUUUUGGAUUUAACACCCACGCAUACUUUACCAAACCGGAGCACUACAUCAGGCAUACAGACCCAUUGGAAAGUGACCUUUCGAAGACAGUUGAAUAUGAUAUGGAUGAACAAGACGAAGCUUGGUUGAACCUUGUAAAUGCUGAGAGAAAGAAGAAUGGUUUCGGUACCGUGUCAUUGGAGGACUUCGAAAUUAUCAUGGAUCGAUUGGAAAAAGAAUGGUUUGACUUGACAAAAAACAUUCCCAAACCAGAGUUUGCUAUGCCAUCCGAAGACUCUACUUGCGCCAUUUGCGACGAUUCAGAGGGAGAAAACAGUAAUGCUAUUGUAUUCUGUGACGGCUGUAAUUUGGCUGUGCAUCAAGAUUGUUAUGGAGUACCUUAUAUUCCCGAAGGACAGUGGCUUUGCAGGAAGUGUACAGUUUCGCCUGAAAACCCUGUGAGUUGCUACUUGUGUCCAAACGAAGGUGGUGCAUUUAAGCAAACAACGCAUGGUGAAUGGGUUCAUUUGUUGUGUGCAAUCUGGAUACCGGAAACCCGAGUCGCGAACGAAGUCUUCAUGGAGCCUGUAACUGGAGUGGAAAGGAUUUCUAAACAACGAUGGAAGCUGAGGUGCAGCAUAUGUGAAGUUAGAGAAGGCGCGUGCAUUCAAUGCACUAAACCCUCAUGUUUCGUGGCAUUCCAUGCCACAUGCGCGCGGAAGGAAAAGCUGUUAAUGCCAAUGAAAAGCGCUCAUGGCUCAGAGCCUGCGUCUUUGACCUGCUUUUGCGACAAACAUUUGCCGCCGGAACAACAAGAAGUGCGUGCAACUGCUUUGGAGGGUGAGGAAAAACAAGAUCGAGCGGGACAAAACACUUCGAAGGCCGCUAGAGCGUACGCCAAGACAUACAAACCAGGGCCGCCAUUGGUGCCUGCAAUUAUCGUAAAGCGCAUCUUGAUAUACAUCAAGCGGUUGAAUAUCAGAAAAAAGCAGGAGUUCUUACAACAGAUGUGCCGAUAUUGGAGCUUAAAGCGCGAAGCUCGAAGAGGAGCUCCUUUAUUGAAAAGAUUACAUUUGGAACCCUGGACUUCGACGGCAGCCACGAAAGUGCUCACCCAGGAAGAACGACUAAUGCGUAUCGACCAACUUAAACGUCUACGACAAGAUUUGAUCAACGUUCGAGGUCUAACAGAUCUUUGUCGCAAAAGGGAGAUUCGCAAAUACAGGCAAAUGGAGGUUAUCUAUGACGUGCUAGCUCAGACCCUUUUCCCUUCACAUCAGGCUAUACGGGAUGCAUUUGAAGUUGUACAAGGUCUCGACAAAGACGAUUACUUCAAAAAUCCAGUUUCGAAAAGUGAUGUCCCGGAUUACUAUGAAAUCAUUAAACACCCCAUGUGCUGGACAAUCAUUGACGCGAAGCUAGACCAGCACCAGUAUUGGAACCUCGAUGAAUUUCGUCAUGAUUUGGAACUUGUGUCAGACAAUGCACUACUAUACAACCAACCCAAGACUGACUUUUACAACACCGCUAAGAAGACUAAGGAAAAGACGAGAGCAGUCCUGGACUCCCUGGAGUCCAUUAGAUACCAUCACGAUCCGUCAUCUUGGGCGCAUAUGCCCCCGGAGCUCAAGCAAGAAGGCGAAGAAAAUAACUCUGUACCACCUAUUGGCGACCUUGAAUCCCCGGUCAAUGUUCUGGAACUCCUUAUGACCUCAAAUCCUAUACGAGAAGAUCUAAACAUGGAAAUGGAGACCGAUCCUGUGACUUCGCUACUGAACUAUGAGUUCGCGAGAGUCAAACCACCUCCACUUCAUCCGCCUACACCUCCACCAGUUCCUCAUGCCAGACCUCGUAAGACAAAGGCUAAGCGCGACAGGAAGGCUGAAGCGGAACGGGCCAAGGCCAAUAAGGAAGCUCGCGAGGCUGCAGAGGCGGUGGGAGUAGCGGGAUAUCGGUCAUCAGCCUCAGAGUUCGAGAAGCAGGAGGACCAGGAAAAACAGGCACAGGAGCGCUUGAGAAGAAGCCUGGCAAGAGAGGAAGUAAAGGAUCUCCAUGCAGUUUUAGAUGCAUCAGCUGGAUUCCGCGCUCCGCGUACCAGAAAUGCAAAGGCUAUCGCGGCAGCAUUUGAGGCUGAGGCUCAUAGUUCAAGCUCGGCUUCAGGGCCUGUCCUACCAUUGUACCCUUCGGAACAGGAGACAUUAUCGGAGAAUAGCAAAGCGGAGAGAUUAAAGAAGCGAUCUUCCAUCGUUUCAAUCAGCCAGCCCUCCACGCCAAUGCUCGUCGAUCAUGUCGACAACAGGGAUUCUUUCAACAUGUUCAACGCUGGUUGGAUCUUACCUCCAGACCAGAAACGUGGUGGUAGGGUACCUACCGAGAGGCAAGCCCUACCUCCCCCGAAGAAGCGGCAGAAAACUGAUCAUGGAGGUUUAAGGCUGUCAAUUGUUAGCACAGCACCUUCAGAAGGCCAUGAUCCCAAUAGCACGAACACUGCGCCGUCGUCUUCUGUCCCUCCUGAAAGCAAGUACCAUCCUGAUCAUUCCGUAGAUAUCAUGGAUAUAGAUGAGCAAAGGGGCGCAGGACCAUCCGUUCAUCGAAACAUUGAGCCAUCUAGCAUAUCUCGGGCAGGAUCACAUUUGGGUGAUAAUGAGGUGGACGGACCUCUCAAUGUCGUUACUCAACCAAACGGGGUUGUUAUCAUUGAGAAACUUGACACACCUGCUAUUCGUCGCGAGCGCAACAUGCGUAGGAAGGCAGAAAAAAGGCGGCAAGCCGCCCUUGGCCCUGAUGGAACGUCCAUCUCUGCAGGAAGUAGUACUAUCUCUGGAAUCAAGCCAUCUGCAGAUCAACCAGAGGAAAUCACUUCUGGUAAUUUCUCUCUACGACCUCCCGCCUCCAUGGAAGACGUCGAGGCUAACUCUGCGAAAGAAAUUGUUCGUAAUGGUGAAGACGAUGACGAGUCUGAACUGAGUGAAUUGAGCGAUGACUCGGAUGCCUCUGAAUUUAUUGAUGGAGAGGAUGCUCCUCCUCCUACGCCGCCGCCGCCUCCAGUACACGUUCCUCCUCCACCAGUUUUCAAGGGACGAAAACCUCGGCCAAGGAAAGCCCCUCGAAUGGAGCAAUACGAGGACGGGACUGUCGACUCUUACCCAUGGUGGCCUGCCGUAGUACACUCAGAUACUAAUUCAGAAGUCCCUGGUAAUAUUUUGCAAGCUCACAAGGAAAAGCGAAUGAAAAGGAAGAUAAAACUGUUCAUAGUACAAUAUUAUGACAAACAGGCGUCAUGGCAAAGUGUUCCCAGGGAUAAGCUUCAGCUUUUGGGCGAAGACAAAAAUAUCGAUGAAGAGAUGCUCUCAUCUAAUGCCAAGCAGAAGUGGAAGACUUCGGCCUCGAAGCAACAAUGCCGAGAAGCUUAUGAGAUGGCUCUGGCAGCGAUUGACAACGAUGGAAAUCCUGCUCAUCAUGGCAGAACUCGACCUGGGACUAGCGGCGAUACGAGUAAUGCUGGGAAAUAG
This is a messenger RNA of Psilocybe cubensis, 3612 nucleotides long. RefSeq lists its product as uncharacterized. Gene Ontology annotation, cellular component: MOZ/MORF histone acetyltransferase complex. The transcript is spliced from 17 exons. Gene Ontology annotation, molecular function: protein binding. The coding region runs from base 1 to 3612 and encodes 1203 amino acids. Lineage: Eukaryota; Fungi; Basidiomycota; Agaricomycetes; Agaricales; Agrocybaceae. The record is from RefSeq and is a predicted model, not a curated record. Gene Ontology annotation, biological process: regulation of transcription by RNA polymerase II.